Molecule: messenger RNA, 1689 nt
Organism: Cimex lectularius (bed bug)
Lineage: Eukaryota; Metazoa; Arthropoda; Insecta; Hemiptera; Cimicidae
Exons: 10
Coding region: 341-1447 (368 amino acids)
Cellular component (GO): nucleus
Molecular function (GO): zinc ion binding; nucleic acid binding
Source: RefSeq, a predicted model, not a curated record
AUUUUUACCUUUCAAAAUUUGACUGUUCAAAUGUAAAAACUCUAGACAACACAGAAAGAACAAAAAACAAACAACUUAGUCCUAAUUUAAUAAUAAAACAAAAGGAUUUUAAAACACAAACCAACCACAUCAAAAGAUAUCUCCCAUGAUUCCAAAAAACCACCAAAACAACUAUUUUAAUUCAAAACAAAAACCCUUUACUCUUUUGUUUUUUUCUUAAUUCCAAAAUAAAAAAACCUACAAAUCUAAAAAAGGCAGUGGAUCAGCCAGUCGAGUUUUCUGUAAUUUUGCACAAAACAAUUUUUUUCGGUUUUCCAAGAAUUCCGUUGAACAAAAUACCAUGAAAAGAUCAGUAAAACCCGUCAGCUCUGUAGGAAACAGAGAAAACUAUUUCAAAGAACAUCAUAAUCCUGAAUUCCGGAAGGAAGAUAUCCACAGGAACAAAUAUCAUGAAAUUGUUUCUCCAAGGAAAGAUUAUCAAGAAAUAAUGUAUAAAUAUGUUUAUUCAGAACACAAGAGGCAGACAAGAAGUCAUGAUAAAUACUUUUACUCAAAAGUGCCACACAGCAUAAAGGAUUAUCAAAAAUACGACAACAGGGAAUACAUGCAAAGAAAAAUGAAGCAAGAUUACUCAGUUAAGAAAAGAUCUUACCAGUUACCUGGUCAGUGGGAAUACAUGAAUUACGGCUAUGGUGACCCAAGAACUUAUGAAGAGUAUGCACAAAAGAGGUACUACCUGAAAAAGAGGAUGUACCAAAAGGAAAACGGGCACUAUUAUUCUUACCAUUCGCAGCACAGAGAAUUGGAGCACAAACCUAAAAUGCGACGUGCGAGGGAGAGCGAUGAUGAGGGUGAAGAGGAAGAAGGAGAAAUUAAAGAGGAACUAGAAAAGGAUUUAGAAAUUAAAGAGCUUUACAGACUAAAAGGAGAAUUAUCUGAGGAAAUUCUAAAUGAAAAACAAGAAAAUGACCACACAGCAAGCUUAGUAAAGAGUAAUGAAAACAAUAUACACAACAAUUAUGAUCACAGUAAAGAUCAACUACAAAAGGAAAAGGACAACCAUUUUUAUUACAAUAAUGAGUUUACAGGCCAGUAUCAAAUCCCCGAGGAAAAGGAUGAACUGGAGGUGUUAGAUUCUGAAUUCAUGAUUCUAGAUGCAGUUGGAUCUGGUGAUGAUUCUGUGAGCGAAUCAUCAGUUGAGGACAUCGAGGAAAUUUUAGACUCAGAGGAUGAAAGAAAAAUUGACGAGGAUCACUUAGGAGCUGAAUAUUGCCAAUUGGUUUAUUAUUGCCGGCUCUGCAAAAAGUACCUACAGGGAGACUCGGUGAAGGAGAAAGCCUUACAAAUACACUGUCGAUCAAGGUUCCACAUUCAGAAUUUUCAACGUGUCAAAAGCGCAAAACCUGAACGGAGAGCUUUAUCCCAAAUUCAAGAAGUAAGCCAUUGAUUACCAUUAGGCCAUCAAUGCAGUUCUACGAGCAGAUGCUGGAAUUAGCUUGUCUUCUUUAGAAAACCAAAAGCAAUGGCAGGGCCAAUAUGACAUGAAUUUUAGCCUGGACAAGGAUUUAGACAACCUUAUUAGCGAGGAAAACUUAAGAACUCAACCAACAAAGAAAACAAAAGAUAGCUUUAGCUAUUGUAUUAAUUUAUUACUUUUUUAAAAAAGAAAAUCUAUUGUAUUUUAAAAAG